AUGUUUGUCAGCUGUCACAAGCGUCAAAGUUCAAUUGUUCCUUUACUCGGACAGAACUUUCGUACUACGCUGAGAUGUAUGAGAUUCUGGGCAAAGAGACGUGGUGUUUAUUCAAAUGUUAUGGGGUUUCUUGGUGGUAUUAAUGGGGCAUUACUCGUUGCUCGUAUAUGCCAGCUUUACCCAAAUGCACUGCCUAGCAUGUUGGUGUCAAGGUUCUUCAGGGUCUAUAAUCUGUGGAGGUGGCCAAACCCUGUCAUGCUAUGUCCUAUUCAGGAAGGUUCUCUGGGACUUCCUGUUUGGGAUCCUAGAAAAAAUUUUCGGGACAGACAGCAUCUGAUGCCGAUCAUAAAGCCUGGAUAUCCUUGCAUGAACUCUAGUUACAACGUGUCGACAAGUACAUUGCGUGUUAUGAUGGAUGAGUUUCAGAGAGGCAAUGAAAUUUGUGAGGUACCUACGUGAAUUUUAAGUUUUAUGUUGAUUUUGGAG
Messenger RNA from Camellia sinensis, 486 nucleotides. NCBI's taxonomy places the organism in Eukaryota, Viridiplantae, Streptophyta, Magnoliopsida, Ericales, Theaceae. The record is from RefSeq and is a predicted model, not a curated record.